CGGUAACAGACCAACAGCAAAAAAACCAUUCAUCAAAUAUCCCGGAUGUGAAACAUGGCAGCCGCCAUAAAUUGCUGAACUUUUAAUGUACUGAGUUAUUAAGCACUUGUAUAUAAUUGUGUUUGGUGAUCAGAAAAUGGCAAAGAGAAUUGCUGAUAAGGAGUUGACGGACAGAAACUGGGAUCAAGAAGAUGAGCUUGAAGAGGCUGGCCAGUUUCAUCAGGCAUCCAGAGAUGACAUAAGUAAAAGGGUGAUUAGGAAAGCAAAGAGAAGAGUUUUGUCGAGUGAUGGGGCUGGGAGUACAGCAGGGGCUUUCGCAGGGUUUGCUGGAUUCUCCAAGGCUGGCCCCCUGGGAGGACAAACCCCAUCGUUCAGUUUUGGAUCUGCUGCGGCCAAAACUGCUGCUGACUCUUCUGCGAACAAGCCUGCGAUGGGAUCGCUAUUCACAGCUAGUACACAGAUAAACAAAAGUAGCCAAGACUCUCCAUCAAUAUCGUUUGGAGUGAGAACUUCACCAGCAACAGAAUCCAAGCCUACUUCAAGUUUAUUCUCGUUUGUCUCAACAGCUAGCACUAAGGCGGCUCCAAUUGUGAGCGACAAAUCGGCACGAAAUGGAGUGUCCGUAACACCAGCAAAAGUGUCUGCACGGGCGACGGACGACGGUGCGCAGUCCUCGAAGCAUCGCGACCACGCGUACUACCAGGCGCUGAGAUCCCUCAACGAGUCCGUGCUCACGUGGAUCCGGCAGCAUGUCGAGACGAACCCCUACAUCAUCCUCGCGCCGAUAUUCGUCGACUACGACAAGUACGUGCGCGAUCUCGACGACAAGUACCCCUCAAGCAGCGUGGAAGACGAAACCGACGGAGCCAGCAAAGCGGACGGCGGCACGUCGGGUUUCAAUCGAGCGUCGUUCGGCAGCGGCGCUCGCUCGCUGACCUCGGCGCCCCCUGGUGACCGUAAUCACAAUUACGAGGACAAGCCGGCGAAGUCAGCUGGGUUGCAGUUUGGCAGUGCUGAGAAGACGCCGGGAUUCUCGUUUGGAAGUGGCUCCACCUUUGGACAGAAGCCGUUUAGCUUUGCUGGACAGACAAAAAAUGCACAAACGGAGAAGAAGGAAUCUGAAGAUGAAGAGGAGCAAGCCCCACCACGCCCUGAUUUCAAAGAAGUGAUGGAAGAAGAUGCCUUUUAUACAAAGAGGUGUAAACUAUUCUAUAAGGGUAAGGAUGGAAAAUUCAUAGAGAAAGGUGUUGGGAAUUUACAUCUGAAACCUAGUAAUGAGAAGACGCAGGUGGUAAUUAGGGCUGAUACGUCACUAGGAAACAUCCUAUUCAACAUCAUCUUGACGUCGAGCAUGCCAGUUAGUCGCAUAGGGAAGAACAACGUGGCACUCGUCUGCAUUCCCAAUCCCCCUGCAGACCCCAAGGAUGACCCGUCUCAAACAGUGAUGAUGCUUAUCCGAGUGAAGACAAGUGAAGAAGCUGACGACCUGCUCAAAAAGCUGGAAGAGUGCAAAGGCUAAAAAUGACAGACCGAUUGCAAGAGCAAUGCCAUCUAUAGGACGAAAAUGUGUCAAUCUUGCGCCUAUAUUCUGGCUGCUAGUUGCUAGUAGUGCUCAUGCAUUGACAGUGGCGACAUCUAUAGGACGGAGACGGUGACAAAUAUUGUCUAGAUGCUCUGACCUAUAUAGUGGUUCUCCUUCAAGGUAUAGGAGUAUUAAUGAAUUAGGUAAUGAAAACUCCUGUCUAUCAUUUCCACAGUUUGCCCCUACAUUCCGUUUGUACGUAACAAGAUAGUCAAAUGAAUCUGGUCCAGGAAACAAUGGAAGGAGGUGCUGAAUAGAUGCAGUGGGCAGUGUAACGUCUCCUUGGAAAGUGAAUCAGUUUCUCCCGGACCGUGGCUGUUUCCAUUAUGAGUAAACUCUGUAUUAGGAAAGCAGGAACACUUGAUAAUACUUUGAAGUUUGGAGAACGUUAAAAAAAAUUCUCUGGGUAUAGUGGCAUUUUUACUUUGUGUGUGCUGUUGACCUGGAGUAGGGUAAGGAUUCUAAUUAGCACAAGAGCAUCCGCUUUGGGUUUAGCCUAUAAACUGUACCAGUGUUAACUAAGGUGGAACAAUGUGGUACCCACCGCAGAAUAAAGGCGAUCCACGUAUCGUUGCUCUGUAUUUUUAUCUCAAGGAAUGGCAGAAACUUAUAAGAGAAUGAAUUUUCUGAAGUUAUGUUAUGUGAGAAAAAAGUAAAGCGUGGCAAGUAAAAGAUUCAAAUGUGUUGAAGUGGUUGUGUAUGUGUGUGUGUGUGUGCGUGUAAAUUCGGAUCUUAUCGUAUUCCCGCCAAUGUAUAAAUGUGAACAAGUAAUGUACAGGAAUUACCUUAACUAUCGUGCAAAAAUACAAUUGCAUUGAAACGGUUUAGUUUAUGUCACAACGUUAUAACAGCAGCCUAGUGUGCGUGUGCGUGUGCGUGUGCGUGUGCGUGUGCGUGCGUGUGUGUGUGUGGAAAAGGUCGAUUUUAUGUCUCAACGUCUGUUUACAGAUAUUUGUGUAAUAUUUGUUUUGGAAAAGCUGGACAUUUUUGGUUUUAAUGGCUGUCUGUACGUAAAGGGUUUUUCUGUAAAUUACAUGGUAACUGUACUUUAA
Messenger RNA from Priapulus caudatus, 2634 nucleotides. Its product is annotated as nuclear pore complex protein Nup50-like. The record is from RefSeq and is a predicted model, not a curated record. The transcript is spliced from 8 exons. Bases 137 to 1519 code for a protein of 460 amino acids. Gene Ontology annotation, cellular component: nuclear pore. Gene Ontology annotation, biological process: protein import into nucleus. Lineage: Eukaryota; Metazoa; Priapulida; Priapulimorpha; Priapulimorphida; Priapulidae.